Messenger RNA from Penicillium samsonianum, 306 nucleotides. RefSeq lists its product as uncharacterized. Lineage: Eukaryota; Fungi; Ascomycota; Eurotiomycetes; Eurotiales; Aspergillaceae. Bases 1 to 306 code for a protein of 101 amino acids. The transcript is spliced from 3 exons. The record is from RefSeq and is a predicted model, not a curated record.
AUGAUGAGCCCCAAUGACCGGUUUAGCUGGCUACCUCAAUUGAAGCACAUCAAAUCCAAUUCUACAAUAUCCACAACAAUGUCUGCUCCCUUACCCGGCCGCCAAUCCCCCUCUCCGGAGCGCCAAACCGGCGCCCAGCAGCAGGAUACCCCCGGCACCGGCAAGACCGACGUCGGCAAACACUCAGUACCCGAGACCUCGCGGCGAUCGUCAGAGGACUUUAGGGACAAUGUGCUGACGAGCAACCCCGAACACCCGCUAGAGAAGAUUGAGGCGGAUAAGUACAUCAAGGGAAAACAACAUUGA